This is a messenger RNA of Coprinopsis cinerea okayama7#130, 978 nucleotides long. RefSeq lists its product as hypothetical. Lineage: Eukaryota; Fungi; Basidiomycota; Agaricomycetes; Agaricales; Psathyrellaceae. The record is from RefSeq and is a predicted model, not a curated record. The coding region runs from base 1 to 978 and encodes 325 amino acids. The transcript has a single exon.
AUGUCAGCAUCACGCUGUGCCACCGCCAACCCGGAUAUUUCUGGAAUUGGGGUCCGUCUAGCUAUUUAUAUCCAAGCCAGCCUAAGUCUCCUCGUUGGAUUUGCUCUCACUCGCCUCGACGACAGAAGCGACAUCAAAAAACUCUAUUAUGGGCGCAAGUUGGUUGCUGGUUGGUCCGGAAACCUGUCUUUCUUAGGAUGUGCCCUUCUCCUGGCUGGGCUCAUUGAAGAAGCGACCGCCACACUCGGCAUCUACCACGCCAUCGUCAUUCUCUAUUUAAGCUGGAUAAUCCACAUCAGCUCCAUGUCCUACAUCGUUUUUUCCUGCACAACCGAGAACACAAGCGACUCGUCGGAUAUUCCGGGGUGGAAGGGGUGGUUGCGCCGCAGGGAUGAUCUGCCACUGGGUCUGCUCACGGGAUGGGUGGUUCAUGGCGCCUGCUUGGGCGCGUUUGGCAUUUAUGUUUGGAAGGGAAUGGUGAUGUCCGCACCGCGGACGUGCACAUCUUGCAUUAUUGUCGUGGUCCUUGGAAAGGAACUUCGCGCCUCGGACCCCAGUCUUCGGGUCGGAUCGCUCAUUAUUUAUUCACUGGCCAUCGUGCCCUUCGUCAUCGCCAUCAUCCCCGCCCUUCUGUGUGUCGUAGUCUACGGGGUCCUCGACCUGUCUAGGCGUGCGGUAUGGGCCGCCCUCCUACCCUUCGAUCCCGCUGGACUCAAACUCAUGUGGGCGGUGUCCAGCACGGUCGGGGUUGGAUCUCUCCUGGCGGUUCUCAUUGCCAAUGCGGAGAUGACCAUCGUCCGAAACUCUCAUCUAAACCCUGCUGGACGAGAUGAGGAGUCGAGAUGGACAUUCGGCCAGACGCUGGCCAUGAUUAUGGUCCUGUCUCCCUUGGUGGAAGUUGCAAAGGCUUGGACGAAGGGAAUUAAACGCCUGAAGACCGCGGAAGUAGGCAGUCGCAUAGUUGGCGAUGUGGAAUGA